UUAUGCUAAGGAAAGAUAUGGAGUGUCAUCAAUGAUACAAUCCCAAGAGAAACCAGAUAGAGUUUUGAUUCGAAUAAAAGACUUGACAGUGGAGAAGGCUGAUGAAGUGGUUUGGGUUCGUGGCAGAAUUCAUACAAGCAGAGCUAAAGGGAAGCAGUGUUUCUUAGUCCUGCGUCAGCAGCAGUUUAAUAUCCAGGCUCUUGUGGCUGUGGGACAGCAUGCAAGCAAGCAGAUGGUAAAGUUUGCUGCCAACAUCAACAAAGAGAGCAUUGUGGAUGUAGAAGGCGUUGUGAGGAAAGCACAUCAGAAAAUCGGAGGUUGUACUCAGCAAGAUGUUGAGCUUCACAUUCAAAGGAUCUAUGUGAUCAGUUUAGCUGAACCCCGACUGCCCUUACAGCUGGAUGAUGCUGUUCGGCCAGAAGUGGAAGGAGAGGAGGAUGGAAGAGCUACUGUAAACCAAGAUACAAGACUGGACAACAGAGUCAUUGAUCUGAGGACCUCCACUAGUCAGGCAAUCUUCUGCCUUCAGUCUGGUAUUUGUCAGCUUUUCCGAGAAACUCUUAUUCGCAAGGGAUUUGUGGAAAUUCAGACCCCCAAAAUCAUUUCAGCUGCCAGUGAAGGAGGAGCCAAUGUGUUUACUGUAUCAUACUUCAAAAGCAGUGCCUACCUGGCUCAGUCCCCACAGCUGUACAAGCAGAUGUGUAUAUGUGCUGACUUUGAAAAGGUUUUUUGUGUUGGGCCAGUAUUUAGAGCUGAGGACUCCAACACACACAGACACCUGACUGAGUUUGUUGGUCUGGAUAUUGAAAUGGCUUUUAACUAUCACUAUCAUGAAGUGGUAGAUGAGAUUGCAGAUACCUUGGUGCAAAUAUUCAAGGGACUUCAGGAAAGAUUCCAAACUGAAAUUCGGACAGUGAACAAACAGUUCCCAUGUGAGCCGUUUAAGUUUUUGGAGCCAACUCUGAGGCUGGAAUACCGUGAAGCUGUGGCCAUGCUUAGAGAGGCUGGUGUUGAGAUGGGUGAUGAAGAAGAUCUGAGCACACCUAAUGAAAAGCUCCUGGGACGCCUGGUAAAGGAGAAGUAUGACACAGACUUCUAUAUUCUUGACAAAUAUCCUCUUGCUGUGAGGCCUUUUUAUACAAUGCCAGACCCAGUAAAUCCCAAAAACUCUAACUCUUACGAUAUGUUCAUGAGAGGGGAAGAGAUCUUGUCUGGAGCUCAGAGAAUUCACGAUCCUCAGCUGCUGACAGAAAGAGCCCAGCAUCACGGCAUCGAUUUGGAGAAAAUAAAGGCUUAUAUUGAUUCCUUUCGUUUUGGUGCACCUCCACACGCAGGUGGUGGAAUAGGGCUGGAAAGAGUAACCAUGCUGUACCUAGGGCUGCAUAAUGUUCGUCAGACCUCCAUGUUCCCACGGGAUCCCAAACGACUGACACCCUAACAUGAGUGGCUUCUGAAAGUUUGAGAUUAUUUGCCCUGCAAAUAUGGUACGAUUGCAAGCAUAUCCCCUGCUACUGAUGAACCUGUAUUGAUUUGAGCAUUAUAAUAUGCAAUUAAAAAAAAAACCUCAUUUACUGAAGUGCCACAAUAAUUUUUUUUAUCCUUAGCUGUUUAUUUAAAAGAAAAUAUUUUAACAGAUCAAGACUCUUUGUAUUGGCAAAUGUGCACAUUUUUAAUGAAAAUGUGAUACUUCGAGUUAGUGUUCUAGUGUCACGUUAAAUAGUAUCAUGUUUCUAAACAUUUUAAUAAAUUAUGCAACGAAAAUUCUGCAUUUUUAACUUAUGUCAGCAAGAUUGAAUGUUCUGAAGUACAGAAUUGGCUCAAAGCUAAAAUAACUGGAUGCUUGCAAUUUAAAAAUCAGGAGGAAACCAGCCAAUUGUUAAUUUACAUGAGUGUCAGGUAGAGAAGCAGGUGAGAACAACAUUCUUAACAAAGUCUUCAUAUGAAAUUGUGAAAAUGGAUUGCAAUAAAUCUCAAAGUAAAUUAGAUACAAUAUCUGUCUUUCUGGUUUUUGCUUUGCAUCCUUACAAGAUAAUCAUGAAUCGAUAAGUGUUGUGGGGUUUUUUUUAACGGAUGCAAUAACUGCCUAAAGUUUAAAUUUAUUUUCUAUCUUCUUCCCUUUUUUUUGAAAGUUGUAUACAAGCCAUAGGCCCGUUCUUUAUUUUAUGUUACUAUUUGAGAAUGGAUAGAAGGUUACAUGCACUCAUGGAAUACACAAGGGAUAUAUAAUUUAAUAGUAAUAAUUUUCUCAGAAAAUAAAUGGACGGUGAGUUUGAUAGCAGGUCGUGUGGUUUUUAGCCUGACCCAGCCUCUAGGAUAACAACAACUCAGCAAGGAUUUCAUGUAUCAUGUAUGCCAGUGAAAGAAAAGCAAAUAAUGUAAGCCAACCUAUUUCAGGUUUCUUCAUUUAUAAGUGCUGUGAACAGCCCAACUGUUGUACAUUUAGAGGAAUUGGAUGUUUCUGUAAGUCAGAGUACUUCUAAAAAUCUUUCUAGACAUCCUUUUUCUCAAAUGAAUCGCCUACUUGAACCUCCUCAAUUUGCAGUGAUGCGCAAAGCUACUUCUCUUCCUCCUCCUCCCAACCCAAAGGAUGUGCCCUGCAUUUGGAGAGGAACCAGUGUAUUUGAAACUUCCUUUUAUGGACUGCAUCUGAUAGUUGUUUUUCAAAUUUAAAACCUUUUUUAAAGUGUGGAUGCCAAAGAGCAAAGGAUUAAAUUCCUUACUUGGGCACUGCAAUAGAGUUACUCUAAUAUUCACGCAUAUUUGUAAUUCCUGACUUAAUUUUUGCUUAACAUUUUACAUGAUAAAGAGCUUUCAGUAGGAGGUAUGGUUUAGACAGUCUGUGUUAUUGUUGCUACCUUGAUUUUUAAAUGUCAGAGAAGUCACAUAUUGGUUAUGCUACAGAAAGGUCAGUGAGGCUGUGUAUAAAUUGUGUAGAAUUUCACAAAAGGGCAAAUCAUCUUUUGCAGCUGCCAUUGAACAAGACUUAAUUUUAAUGUUUUGUGGCAAGAGUUCUCCAUUAUAAAACAAUCAUACUAAAGGUCAGUUAGGUAAAGUACUGGAAACGUGAAAGUUAAACUUUGUUUAGAAGUCACACAAUUCAAGGAAUAACACACUUUGCAGCUUUGCUUAUGAGCCUGUUGUAAUUAAUUUACCAUGGAAUUUUCCCCAAAUUGUUGACUUUAAAAUCUUACAGUGUACCCAGUUGUACUUUACAAAGCUAAGUGGAUUAUAAACACAGUUUAUCAUCACAGAUUUAUUAUUGAUGAACGCAACUUUCAAAACAGUUGUUUGUUCAGUUAAGCCAGCUGGAAUGAAUUUAAUUUAAUUACUUUUGUUCAUAUGGAACUAGUAAUGUAUCCCACAUCGGAAGCGCGUCCUUCUAAUAAGGAGCAAAAUUACUGACUUACAUUUCAUGCCAACAAAAACAAUAUUCUGAGAACUAUGUUUCUUGCUCUAGAUUUGGCAGCAAGUUUUGUGCAUACAUUCCUGUAACAACUGUGCUUAUCCCAAUUCUGUUAAGAGUUGUUCAAGCUCAUGUUGUAGUUUGAUUUAUUCACAGUAGCUGCACAAGAACAAGAAUUCGGAUGGAGACCCCAAUUCCUUUGUACGCAGAAUCCUUUCACGCAGUUUUUCUUAGCUAACUGAAAAUAAUUAUGAUCAUAAAUAAAAAUGCGAAAUGCA
This is a messenger RNA of Pygoscelis adeliae (Adelie penguin), 3681 nucleotides long. RefSeq names its product aspartyl-tRNA synthetase (gene DARS1). Lineage: Eukaryota; Metazoa; Chordata; Aves; Sphenisciformes; Spheniscidae. Bases 32 to 1438 code for a protein of 468 amino acids. Gene Ontology annotation, molecular function: RNA binding; ATP binding; aspartate-tRNA ligase activity. Gene Ontology annotation, biological process: aspartyl-tRNA aminoacylation. The transcript is spliced from 15 exons. The record is from RefSeq and is a predicted model, not a curated record. Gene Ontology annotation, cellular component: cytoplasm; aminoacyl-tRNA synthetase multienzyme complex; cytosol.